Rhodotorula graminis WP1 is the source of this 5116-nucleotide messenger RNA. RefSeq lists its product as uncharacterized. The record is from RefSeq and is a predicted model, not a curated record. The transcript has 10 exons. Gene Ontology annotation, molecular function: protein binding. NCBI's taxonomy places the organism in Eukaryota, Fungi, Basidiomycota, Microbotryomycetes, Sporidiobolales, Sporidiobolaceae. Gene Ontology annotation, cellular component: Ski complex. The coding region runs from base 134 to 4516 and encodes 1460 amino acids.
CGACGAGGCCGAGGAGACGUACAAGAAGGCGAUCGAGCAGUCGCCAAGUCAACCUCUCGCCCGGCAGGGCCUCGCGACCUUUUACGAGAAGCGCCAACGAUGGACCGACUAUGCGCGCGAGCUUCAAGGCCUGAUGCAGCUCUUCUCGGACAGCCAGGACGCCGCCAAGUACGCCGAGACGCUCGAGAAGCUCCUCGACGUCCGAAGAAAGCACGGCACCAAGGACGAGCUCAUCGAGACGCUCCACUACUUCCUUCCCUCGGCGCCGUCGCACGCCCUCCUUCGCGCUCUCCCGCCUUACGACCCGACCGCGCCGACCGCCACCGGCUACCCGACCGUCCAGCGCUACUCGGCGUCGCCCCUCCCCGUCCUCCUCGAGCUCGUCUCCCUCCUGUCCGCCAUCGAGACGGCCACGAUCGACGCCGAGAUCAAGAAGCGGCGACAGCGUCUCGGCGGUCCCGCCCUCACGGCCGAGGAGACGACGCGCCAGGUCCAGGCCGAGUACCUGCCGCAGAGCCAGCUUCCGGGCCUGUGGCGCCAGGUGCUCGACGACCCGGACGCGGGCAACGACGAGCCGCUGCGUCGCGACGUCGAGCGGCGCCUCCUCGCGCACCUGCGCACGACCCUGCGCGCCCUCCCGUCGCCGUUCGACGCACCUGUCGUCGACCUGAGCGCCAAGGCCAAGCCCAAGAGCGCCGAUGACGCCGAGCGCGAGCAGAGCGCCAAGGACUACUACCGGCGCGAGGUCGAGGGGCUCGCGCGCGGCAUGGUCGUCAUCGCCGUGCCCGAGCCGACGGCGUGGGAGGCCGCGGUCGAGUGGAGCGACCUGUUUGCCGACGGCGAGCGUGUCGAGGACUGGCCGAGGGAGCGGUGGGACCUGUUGCGGCGUCAGGCGGAGCUGUUCCCCGAAUCUGGGCUCGCCAAGCUGUCAACCGCCACCAGCCAGCGCAUCGCGGCUUCCGCCGCCGCCGCGACUGCCGCCGCUGCGCCCGCCGACGAGGAGACGACCAACGAGAUCCCGACUGCGCCGUCCGACGACGACAUGGCCGACAUCGUCGAGGACGCCCUCGCGAGCUCGCCCAGGUCGCUCGUCACGCACCUUCUCGCGGCGGCCUUCUUCUCGCACCUGAAGGAGUGGGACGCUCUGCUGCAAGUCGCCGAGGCGGCCUUGUCCGUGCUCAAGGGCCUCGAGACCGAGAUCGGCCAGGCGCUGCCGAGGUCUCGGCGCACGCUCGACACGCAUCUCGCGCUCUCGCUCGUGUACAACGCGCCGCCGACGCACCACCUGCGCGCCCUGCGCCUCCUCGAGCACCUCCUCGCGACCGACCCUCCUCCCCCGAGCUCUCCCGCCCUCACCUCGCGCCCGCAUCCCGACCCGUCCCACCUCAUCGCCAAAGCGCACGUCCUCCAGGCGUCCGAGGGCAAGCAGGCCGCGGCGCUCAAGGUGUGGGACCAGGUCCUCGCGCUCCCCGCCGGCGCCCUGCCGCAGGACGAGCUCACGCGGGCCAAGAGCGAGCGCGCGUGGGCCCUGCACCGUGCGGGCCAGUCGGACGAGGCGCGGGCCCAGCUCGAGGACGUCGUCGGCGCGCUCGAGGAGCGCAAGGUGCGGCGGGACAAGGAGCGCGAGGAGAAGGAGAAGUGGAGGAGCAAGAAGGGGAUCGAGAAGGCCGAGGGCGUCGAGGAGGGCGAGCAGGUCGACGAGGCGGAGGAGAGGGCCAGGGCGUGGUGGCGGCUAGGAGAGUGCCUGUGGCAGCUCGGCGAGUCGGCGCACGACCAGACCAAGCCCGCCUACGACGCCUACAUCGCCUCGUUGCGCGCCUCGCCCGGCUUUGCGCCCGCGUUCACCUCCCUCGGCAUCUACUACCGCUCGCUCUCGACGCCCGACUGGGAGCGAGCGUCCAAGUGCUUCCAGAAGGCGUUCGAGCUCGACCCGUCCGAGGAGGUCGCGGCGCGGUACCUCGCCGAGGAGUUUGCCGAGCUCGGCGAGUGGUCGCUCGUCGAGGUCAUCGCGCGCCGGGUCGUCGAGGGCAACAAGGGCCGCGCCGGCAUGGGCGUCAAGGCGGCCGCACGCCUCGCCUGGGCGUGGAAGGCCAUCGGCGCGAGCGAGCUCAGCGCCAAGAAGUACGCGCCCGCCGUCACGGCCUUCCAGGCCGCGCUCCGAGGCGCGCCCGAGGACGUCGCGACCUGGAUCAAGCUCGGCGUCGCGUACCGCCACUCGGGCAAGCACAUCGCGGCCCUCAAGGUGUUCGUCAAGGCGCUCGCGCUCGACGAGAACUCGUGGUUCGCCAAGUACUCGAUCGGCGACGUCCAGCGCGAGAUCGGCCUCCUCGAACCUGCGCUCAAGGCGUUCCGCGACAUCCUCGUCGAGCGCCCAGACGAGCUCGGCGUCAAGGUCGUCCUCGCCGAGACGGCGCUCACCAAGGGCCUCGACGAGCAGCGCGCCGGGUUCGUCGUCCGCGCCGAGGAGUCGCUCGUCGAGGCGCUGCGCGAGGCGACGUCGAUCGUCGAGGGCGGCACGGCGACGAGGGUCGCCUGGAAGGUCGCAGCCGACGCGCUCGUCGGCCUCAGCAAGAUCCCGCAACCCGAGCUCGAGGACGAGCAGUCGUCGCUCAUGGUCCGCCUCCUCGACCACCUCGCCGAGCAGGACGUCGACGCCAAGAUCGCCGGCAUGUCGGCCGUCACCGUCGUCGCCGUUCGUCGCGUCGCAGGUGAGGCGACGCGCUCGAGCCUCGCCAUCGCCAUCGCCGUCCUGUCGUGCAAGAUGCGCGUCCUCCUCGAGACGCAGAACGAGGCGGCGACGGGCUCGGCGUGGUACGACCUCGGCGUCGCCAUGAGCAACUUCCGCCUGCUGCAGCUACCGUCGUGGCCCGUCGCGAGCGACCAGGUCCUCCAGCAGGCGAUCCGGUGCCUCAAGUUUGCCCUGCACAAGGAGCCGCUCAACGCGACGUUCUGGAACGCGCUCGGCGUCCUGUCGUUCGACCUGUCGCCGCGCCUCGCGCAGCACUGCUUCAUCCGGGCGAUCGAGCACAACUCGCGGUCGGCCAUCCCGUGGAGCAACCUCGGCCUGUUCUACCUCGUGCACGGCGACGAGGACCUCGCCAACCAGUCGUUCCUCAAGGCGCAGGUCCUCGACUCGGACUGGGCGGCGGCGUGGGUCGGCCAGGCGACGCUCGCCGACCUCGCCGGGCACGCCCUCGAGGCGUCGGUCCUCCUCGAGCACGCCGUCUCGCUCGGGGGCCAGACGCCCGAGGCCGACAUCGCCUACGCCGGUCGGGCUUUCGCCAAGUACCGCGCGUCGGUCCCGUCGUCGGCCACGGCCGAGGCGCUCCCGACGGCCGCACCGCCGUCGGCGGUCGAGGCGCUGUCAGCGCCGCUCUUCGCCGUCACGCGCUACCUCGCGCAGAAGCCCGACGACCACAACGCGCUGCACCUCAACGCGCUCAUCCUCGAGCAAGUCGGCGACCUCGCGUCGGCGUGCGACUCGCUCGAGAAGGCGGCAUCGAUCCUCGAGGAGCUGUACGAGGUUGACGAGUCGCCCACUGUCGAGGGCCAGUACGUCAUCGCCCAGGUCAACCUCGGUCGCGUCCGUCUCGCCGCCGGCAACCACCAGGGCGCGCUCGACGCGUUCGAGGCGGCGCUCUCGCUCCUUGACCUCGACUCGCGCCCUCAACCCGGCGGCCUCACCAAGGAGCAGUCGGUCACGCUCCUCACUGAAUGCAAGAUCGGCUCGAGUGUCGCCCACGUCGCGCUCGACGACGCCGACGCCGCCAAGCAGGUGCUCGAGGGCGCGCUCGAGGACCUCGAGCCGCACAAGGUCGGCCCGUGCGCGACCCACGUCAGCGACGCCCUCGCUCGGGUAUACUGGUCCGAGGGCGACGAGCAACGGGCUCUCGCAGCUCUACUCGACUCGUCCGACAUGCCGCAGGGCAAGCAGACGCCGCUCUUCCACCGCCGCACCUUUUACGCCCUCGCCAUCGCCACACGCGAUACUGCGCUCCUCCAGACGACUCGGCAGUACACGUGGGACGCCGCCGUCAAGUACGACCCGGAAAUCUCGCGCCUGUCAACGCUGCACCACCUCAGCAAGGGCGACAACUUUGGCGCCUUGUCGACCGUCUCGCGCACCCUGCACGCCACGCCCUGGACGCCCGCCGCCCGGUCCCGCAUCGCCCACCUCCUGUGCCAGACGGCGCCCGUCGACGGUCCCGCCGACUCGACCGACCCGCUCGCGCCGUACCUCGCGACGCUCGAGACGGCCGGCCGGCUCACGCGCGCGAGCGUGCCCGGCGUCGAGGACGCGCACCUGCGCAGCCGGCGCUCGCGCAUGCGCGGCGGCGUCGCGCUCGGUGCGGCGGCCGAGGCCGAGACGGACGAGGACGAGCGCGCGCUCGACGAGCAGGCGCUCAGGCUGUUUGAGCGCUCGCUGUGGGUCGCGCCCUGGCAGGAGCUCGCGAGGAGCAAGUUCGAGACGGCCCGAGCGGCUCUCGCUUCCCGGACCGAGGACGACGACGAGUAGAACAUGGUCAUGCGCAUAGUUGCAGUUGCAGAUAGACGAUUGCGAGAUCGUGCGGCAGAGAGUGGUACACACAGAAGAGAGAGAGAGAGGGAGACAGAUCUGCCCGCUCAGGACACGGUGCAGCCGCACCCUUUCGAGCGAUCGUCAUGCAGCGUGCUCGGGUCCCGCCCAAGCCCACCGACGCUCAAGCUCCGUCGCCGGUCCAUUGCGAGGCUCGGGUCCCUCGGCCUCGUCGGCGCCCUCGGGAACCCAGGGCCGCUGCCAGCCUUCUUCUCGUCCUGCCCGUACCGCACUCCGCCCACCGCACUCGACCUGGGCGACAGCGUCCCGAGGAGACCCGCCGCACCCGUCCCUCUUCGCCCCUCGCCCCCCCGCUUGGCCUGCGCCGUCGCGCGCACGAGCGCGUGAAACGCCGGCUCGACGUUGACGCGCGAUUUGGCCGACGUCUCGAAAAAGAGGCCGCCGGCCUGGCGCGCAAAGGCGAGGCCUUCUUGUGCCGUCACGACGCGCUCGGCGGGCGGCUUGUCGCACUUGUUGCCGAGGACGAGGAACGGGGCGGCAGGCGCGUUUUCGGGCGAGAGGACGGCCGACGGGUUGUCG